Molecule: messenger RNA, 618 nt
Organism: Saccoglossus kowalevskii
Lineage: Eukaryota; Metazoa; Hemichordata; Enteropneusta; Harrimaniidae
Source: RefSeq, a predicted model, not a curated record
AUGGCAUUCCUUGUUGUUAUGGUUACAAGACAGCCAACAGUGGGUGCAACCAUUCCAAAGUCAUGGAACAUAGCUUCUUUACUAAAUUGUGAUGUCAUUUUCAUUGACGUGGACGAUGGAGUAGUAGAAUUUGUUGUUAUUGAGGUCGUCGAUUUAGUGCUUGGUGAUUUAGUAAUCGGUGUCGGCGUACUUGAAGCAGAUGUGCUAGUUGUUGACGUAGUCGUUGGUUUUAUACUAGUAGAUGAAGUAAUCGUUGGUGUUGUACUAGUAGAUGACGUAGUCGUUGGUGUUGUACUAGUAGAUGACGUAGUCGUUGGUGUUGUACUAGUAGAUGACGUAGUCGUUGGUGCUGUACUAGUAGAUGACGUAGUCGUUGGUGUUGUACUAGUAGAUGACGUAGUCGUUGGUGCUGUACUAGUAGAUGACGUAGUCGUUGGUGUUGUACUAAUAGAUGACGUAGUCGUUGGUGCUGUACUAGUAGAUGACGUAGUCGUUGAUGUUGUACUAAUAGAUGACGUAGUCGUUGGUGUUGUACUAGUAGAUGACGUAGUCGUUGGUGUUGUACUAGUAGAUGACGUAACAGCUGGUGUACUUAUCGUUGUAGGAGCUUUAAUAUAA